AUGGAUGUGGGGAAGCUCUUCAAGCUGCCAGACCUGCCGUCUGCGGCGGUCAACAAGCGCAAGUGGUCCGCGCCGCAACCCGCCGACUCCGCCUCCGCCGGGCCAUCCGCCCGCACCCCCGCACAACCUGACGCUCCCACCCCGCGCGCGCGCAAGGCAGCGCGCGUCGUCGACGCGGACGACGACGAGCUUGCGCCCGCCGAGGAGGAGACGUACUUCUUCUCGGACGACGAUGAGGACGGUGGCCGCUUCUUUGGCGGUGGGCUCACUGCGGAGCAGACGCAGAUCCUCGACAUCAUGGAUGGCGGCGACGCCUCGUCCGGCGCUCCGCCGGCUGAUGUGCCUGCGCUGCGCAAGCAGCUGCUGCGCUUCGAGCGUGCCAUCACCAAGAACGCCGAGAUGCGCACCAAGUACGCUGCGGACCCGGCGCGGUUCAUCGAGUCGGAGGCGGAUGUGGACGCGGAGAUCAAGUCGCUGCUCGUGCUCACCACGCAGCCGGAGCGCUUCUACGCCGAGUUUGUGCAGCUCGGCGGCGCAGCGAGCCUGGUGGGGCUGCUGAGCCACGAGAACGCCGACAUUGCGGCUGCGGCCAUCGAGGUGAUCGAGGAGCUGACGGACGACGACGUGCUCGACCAGGCCGAGGCACGGUACGAGGGCGACGACGAUGAGCAAGACGCCGAGCAGGGCAGGGCGAGUGCGGUCGCGGCUAUGGACACACUCGUCGAUGCGCUGCUCAAGCAGAACGUGCUGGAGCUGGUGGUGUCGAAUCUGUCGCGCUUCAACGACCAGCUGGACCCGGCACUGGGGCCGGAGGAGGCAGCGGCCAAGGCAAUCGAGGUAGAGGGCGAUGCGCAGGCGAUCUACCAUGCACUGGGCGCGCUCGAGAACCUGGUCACGUCGCGUCCGGCGCUGGCGGAGCAGCUUGCAGCCAGUGCCUUUUUACCAUGGGCGCUCUCUCGGCUCGCGGCGAGGCGCGAGGUGGACCAGAACACGAGCUACACGGCUGAGCUGCUGGCGAUUCUGCUGCAGACGUCCGAGUCGAGCCGUGGGCGCAUUGGCAGCACGCGCGCGGGCGAUGCGGGCGAGAACGGCAUCGAUGUGCUGCUGGGUGUGCUGGCGCGCUAUCGGCGUCAGUCUCCGGCUGGAGCGGAAGAGGAGGAGUUCGCCGAGAACGUCAUCGACGUGCUGUGUCUGUCGAUGUCCGAGGCGGCGAAUCGGACGCUGCUGCUCGAGGGCGAGGGGGUGGAGCUGAUGGUGCUGCUGAUGAAGGAGAAGAAGUUCGCCCGCAUGCGUGCGCUCAAGAUCCUCGACUAUGCCACCUCUGGUCCUACAGGCCACGCUAUAUGCCACCGGCUUGUGGAGGCGUCGGGUCUGGCGCCACUGGUGUCUACGUUUCUGCAGUGUUCUGCAAGCGGUCGCAGUGGAUUGGAGAACGUCCAGCACGCGAUGGCGGUCAUCAGCUCAAUGCUGACGCAUCUGGAUUCCGACUCGCCGCCGCGCAUUCGACUGCUUGCGCGGUUCGUUGCGCACGACUACCAGGCUCUGGACCAUCUACUCGACCUGCGCAGCGCACUGGUCUCGCGGUUGCAAAAGUCCGACGACGAAUACCUGGAGCGACUAGACCAGGGUCUGUUUAGUCUGCAGCUACUCGACACCAUUCUCGCCUGGUUGGUCAUGGAAGACGAUGCUGUCAGAGACCACGUGGCUAUGCUUUUGCGCCGAAACGCAGCGUCGUGGCAAGACGUGGUGGCCACCCUGCAAGAAUACAGCGACAACAUCGGAGACCAACUCGCCAUUUCCCACCCCACCGAGGUCAAGACAAAGGACAUCCUAGCCGCUCUCAUCGAAUACCUUUGCGCACUCUAA
Messenger RNA from Moesziomyces antarcticus, 1866 nucleotides. Its product is annotated as DUF1716 domain protein. The transcript has a single exon. Lineage: Eukaryota; Fungi; Basidiomycota; Ustilaginomycetes; Ustilaginales; Ustilaginaceae. The record is from RefSeq and is a predicted model, not a curated record. Gene Ontology annotation, cellular component: spliceosomal complex. The coding region runs from base 1 to 1866 and encodes 621 amino acids.